This is a messenger RNA of Folsomia candida, 2523 nucleotides long. Its product is annotated as multidrug resistance-associated protein 1-like. Lineage: Eukaryota; Metazoa; Arthropoda; Collembola; Entomobryomorpha; Isotomidae. Gene Ontology annotation, biological process: transmembrane transport. Gene Ontology annotation, cellular component: membrane. The record is from RefSeq and is a predicted model, not a curated record. Gene Ontology annotation, molecular function: ABC-type transporter activity; ATP hydrolysis activity; ATP binding.
AUGGAAGACUUUUGUGGUUCUGAAUUUCGGGUAAUUCUUUUAUUUAAAAUUUAUUAUUUACAUUUUUACAUAUCUGCAUUACUCGGCGAUAUGAGGAAACACAAGGGUUCCGUAAACAUUGAUGGUUCGGUGUCUUAUGUCGCACAAAUCGCAUGGAUUCAAAAUGCCAGCUUGAGGGACAACAUCUUGUUCAAGGACGGCUUCAAAGAGGACAAGUAUAAAAGCGUGAUCGACGCAUGUGCUCUCGGUCCUGACCUGGAACUCUUGGAUAAUGGUGACCUAACCGAGAUAGGAGAGAAAGGAAUAAAUAUCUCUGGCGGCCAGAAGCAAAGGGUCUCCCUUGCUAGAGCUGCCUACAAAGAGAGCGACAUUAUCCUUCUAGAUGACCCGCUAAGCGCCGUUGAUGCGCACGUAGGGAAGCACAUAUUCGAUAAACUUAUCGGACCCCAAGGUCUACUUCACUAUAGGACUAGAGUCCUUGUGACCCACGGCGUCUCAUUUCUUCCAAAAGUUGAUAACAUUAUAGUCCUUAAAGACGGGAGAGUUAGCGAGACGGGGACUUUCAAAGAACUAAUACGAAAUCGAGGCAGUUUUGCCGAAUUUUUAGCUCAACAUUUGAACAGGAGAGGGGAGGAGGUCGACGAAAAAUUUGUCGAGGAACUUGAAGAAAUAGUCGGGGUGGAGGCCUUGAGAAGGAAUUCUUCCAAAUCAAACAAGAAAUUGCUGAAACUUAUUCAAGUCGAGAAAGCACAAUCUGGAAAUAUUCAAGCCAAGGUAUUGGUCGACUACAUAAAGAAUGCUGGGCUUCUCAUGUCAUUAUCAGCAUUUGGAUUUAUCCUCCUCUCAACCGCCGCGGCCACUUAUGGCAACAUCUGGCUUUCUGCAUGGUCCAAACAGGCCACGAUUGAUGAGCAGGAAAGGAAUGGAAUUCAGAACAGGGAUACGACCAAUAAAUACUUAAGCGGUUACGGUGGACUUGGAGGUAUUCAAAGUGUGGCAAUCUUGAUUGGUGCCGCAAGUAUUGCGAUUGCAACGUUGAAUGCAUCAGAGAGAUUUCAUUCCAACAUGUUGUACAAGAUUAUCGGAGCCCCGAUGUGGUUUUUCGACACCACGCCUCUAGGCCGUUUGAUGAAUAAAUUUACGAAGGAUGUCGACACCGCAGAUAUUACUUUACCACAAAAUAUUCGAAGUGGAUUGAACAUAUUCUUGAAUACAUUAAGUGCGAUUUUCAACAUUGCUUAUUCCACGCCAUUGUUCUUGAUUUUUAUUGCUCCUGUGACGGUCUUUUACCUGUUCCUACAGAGAUUUUACGUUGCCACUUCCAAUGAAAGCCAUCGUUGCCAAUUGAAACGUCUCGAGUCCGUCUCAAGGUCUCCGAUCUACUCAAAAUUUGGCGAGGUAAUAACUGGAUCUACCACUAUCCGCGCAUUUGGUCUUCAAGACGAAUUCAUUUCUGAAAGCCAUCAAAAAAUUAACGAUAAUCAGAAGGCAUAUUAUCCAUUUAUAUCUUCAAGUUUAUGGAUCACUACCCGCUUGGAGACAAUUGGAAGCUUUAUCAUAUUUGCAUCAGCAGUAUUUGCGGUGGCCUCAAACGUCGACCCUGCAAUUGCGGGUUUGUGUAUUUCUUCUGCCCUCCAGAUAACUGUACUUUUAAACUUCUUGGUGCGACAAGCCUCCGAUCUAGAAUCCAACAUAGUCUCUGUCGAGAGAAUGAGUGAGGUCAAUGAAACACCACAAGAAGCCGCUUGGCAGACUACUUUGCGACCUACGAAAGAAUGGCCGACACAGGGCAGGGUUGAGUUCGUGAAUUACGAGACUAGAUAUCGCGAAGGACUUGACUUGGUGCUGAGAGGGAUUUCGUGUACUUUUAAUCCCGGUGAACAAAUUGGAAUCGUGGGGCGAACUGGCGCGGGGAAAUCAUCUUUAACACUGGCACUAUUCAGAUUAAUUGAGCCUACCUCCGGCAAGAUAAUAAUUGAUGGUCAAGACAUCACGGAGAUUGGAUUGCACGACUUAAGGUCAAAAAUCACAAUCAUUCCGCAGGAUCCAGUACUUUUCUCAGGUAUAUUAAGAACAAACCUAGACCCUUUUGAUGCCCAUACUGACCAACAAAUCUGGGACUCUUUGGAAUCUGCCCAUUUAAAAUCUUAUGUAAUGAGCUUGCCACAAGGCCUGCAGUAUGAGGUGGCUGAGGAGGGGCAAAACUUCAGCGUAGGCCAGAAGCAACUCAUUUGCCUGGCUCGAGCAUUGCUAAGGAAAACGAAAAUACUUGUGCUAGACGAGGCCACUGCGGCUGUCGACUUCAUUGUCGAAACGGACGACCUCAUUCAGAAAACAAUUCGGCAAGAAUUUGCGGAUUCGACAGUGAUAACGAUUGCGCAUCGGUUAAAUACAAUUAUGGAUUCGACAAGAAUCGUGGUACUCGACAAAGGUCAAAUUGUUGAGUUUGAUUCACCAGAAAAUCUAAUGGCGCAUACGACGUCGAUGUUUUACAGUAUGGCGAAGGACGCUGGAUUAACGUGA